AUGCAGGCUAAAGAAGGUACUAUCAUCAUUUAUGGAAUCUUGGUCCGAGCAAUCAGUUACACCGUGCACGGUCUGAUACCAGCGUCGUGCGUAUUCGCCGACCGGUACAACAGGGAGGAGGUGGUCCGAUCAUUGGGCAAGGAAGUGAACAUCAACCCCCCGCUGAUGUUGGGCCAGUUGCCUGACACGCCCGAGGAAUUGCUCAAGUUAGAUCAGACAAAACGAGCCGUUCAGUGUGAAGCUAGGUUGACUUCUGAGCUGAUUAAGAAGCUUCGUCUGCUCGACCUGGCUGCGGUUGCAGAAGUGAGGCCUCGGUGGUGA
Messenger RNA from Diatraea saccharalis (sugarcane borer), 321 nucleotides. The record is from the annotation of a GenBank genome assembly. Lineage: Eukaryota; Metazoa; Arthropoda; Insecta; Lepidoptera; Crambidae.